AGUCUUUGUUACAUCAGGCAGCAAGAGGCCCAAUUGUUGAUACAUCUACCCGACCCGGCCCAACACUCCCUCCUCUUCCACACAUAUCCAACAACCCAAUACGCCGCCGUUUGCCGAACUGAUUUCGGUUUCGAUUUCUUUUUUGCGGCGCUUCAGCUGGGGUCGUCUCCAGUCACAGCUCCAUUGAAACACAGGAGCUGUUUUGUGUGCAGUCAAGUGCUUUAUUGAUUAUAUUCCAUCAUUAUGGAUGCUCCGAAUGAACUGAGCUACAAACCACCCCCAGAAUUUGAGGAGGUCAAAAAGGAUUCGCUUAUCCAUCUUGACAUUACAGACUCAACUGAGCUCUGGCUAAUACAGUGGCCCUUUAAUCAACAUCCAGUUCUUGAUGGGCAAGAGGUUUCAUUGAAGCCCCAUCAUGAUGGGCAUAUGGGGAGCUUUGAGGAUUCAUCUGGUAAAUCAUAUGAUGUGGUCAGUUGUAGAGCGCAGGACCCAGAUGCGGUGGUCUUUCUAUCUUCUGAGUUCGAGACAAAAAUUGCUGGCAAAAUUUCACGGCGUGUUUCCCUUGUCCAUUACCCGGAACCAAGUGAACUUAAACAGAACAGCAUAAACUUGAAGCAGAUGAUGGCUCAAAGAUCGUCUGCUACUACAUUGACCAAUUCAUCUCGUCGCUUUGCAACUCCUACUCAAAGUACUAGGACACGGAGUAUUAUGCAAUCGGGGAGUUCAUCCAAAUCUACCAAGAGAAAACACAGUGAUGGCCUCCCUGCAAAACCCAAUGACCAAGCUGUUCAAGAUUCAGGAAAAAGCGGUCAUAGUGCCUUGACCUCAUCAGGUUCCUUCGAUCAAUCUAAAGAUCAAAAAUCAAAGAAGAAAAGGAAAAUCGACCGUUGAAGCAAAAGCAUUGCCUCAAAGUGUUCUGAAUCGAAUUCUUUUUGGUUAAAGAAUCUCUUUCCAGCCGUUCUAGAACAACUGCACGCUUUAACGAUUCAACCAUGGAUGCAAAAUCUUCUGUGGCCCAGGUAAACUACUUUACAGGAAACCCAAACACAAGAGCACUUUAUUCAUAAAGAUUGAUUCGUUGUUUUGCGACGUCGAUUUCUCUGUUAUGUUAGUUUUAGAACAAAAACACAGUUGAGGUUUUUGCACCAUAGCUAGUGUGCCUUGUUAUGAAUUUAUAUAUACAUUUUGACCUGCUCAUUUUUAUGAGAUUAAUCUCCCAAUGGAAUUUCUCUAGAGAAUUGUUGACAAAAGCUAAA
Molecule: messenger RNA, 1256 nt
Organism: Capsicum annuum
Lineage: Eukaryota; Viridiplantae; Streptophyta; Magnoliopsida; Solanales; Solanaceae
Product: mediator-associated protein 2
Exons: 5
Coding region: 244-891 (215 amino acids)
Source: RefSeq, a predicted model, not a curated record